UGUCUCAGUUUACUGACAGAGCACGGCACAAGUAGAAACAUUAUUUCAUUCUAGAAACGUGUUUAAGUUAUUUUAGUUACCAUUAUCGCCAUGAAGUGCUUCGUUGCCAUUGCCCUGCUUGCGGUAGCCGUUAGUGCAUCGCCCAUCGAUUAUGGACACUACGGUGGUCCAGCUCUGCUGCAUGCCGCUCCAGUGCUGCACGCUGCUCCUGUUGUGAAACACGUCGUUGCCGAACCAGUUGCCUACCCGAAAUACUCGUUCAACUAUGGCAUCAAGGACCCGCACACCGGUGACAUCAAGUCCCAGGCCGAGGAACGUGACGGCGAUGUUGUCAAGGGACAAUACUCGCUGGUCGAACCCGACGGUUCCGUGCGCACCGUCGACUACACUGCCGAUGACCACAACGGAUUCAAUGCCGUCGUGCACAAGUCCGCUCCAGCUGUCCACAAGGUUGUAGCCCCGGUUGCCUACCACGCUCCGGCUCCACUUCUCAGCCACUACGUUCACUAAGUUCAGCAAAGCCAGCACUACCAGAG
Sabethes cyaneus is the source of this 536-nucleotide messenger RNA. RefSeq names its product cuticle protein 8-like. The record is from RefSeq and is a predicted model, not a curated record. Gene Ontology annotation, cellular component: extracellular matrix. The transcript is spliced from 4 exons. NCBI's taxonomy places the organism in Eukaryota, Metazoa, Arthropoda, Insecta, Diptera, Culicidae. The coding region runs from base 91 to 510 and encodes 139 amino acids.